AUGCCACACGCCACAGACACAGAGUACCAGCACAUCAAGGUGACUCAGUUGGCCCAAACAUUUGGAGCAGAAGUAACUGGUGUCGACUUUUCUAAACCGGUCGAGCAAUAUGUCUUUGAUGAGAUCUUGAGGGCGAUAAUUCAUUAUGGAGUACUCGUCUUCCGGCACGCCGAAUUAGAUGACGCCCGCCAUGUGGCCUUUGCAGCGCAGUUUGGUGAACUGGAUGACAUCAAACCGUAUAUCGCAAUGGGCAGGAAGAAUCGACUCCCUUUCGAUGAGUUGUUCGAUGUCAGUAACCUCGAAGACGAUGGGUCUUUGGUCAAGAUUGGGAGUAGGCGGGAACAUAUGGGCUUGGGAAACUCCAUCUUCCACGUUGAUUCAAGCUUCAACCCACGACGGGCAGGUUAUAGCCUGCUGCGGGCACACCAACUGCCGCCUCCAGGCCAUGGAGGCAACACCGACUUUGCAGACACAAGAGCUGCAUACGACGAACUGCCUGAGGACAUUCGAGCAGAGUUGCAAGAGAAUGACUACAUCGGAGCCCACAGCCUUAUGCACUCGAGAAAGAAGGCGGCGCCAAGAGACAGUCCGUACCUCAAAGAUGUGGAACCCAACGACCUCCCGUUCGGCCGACACUCCAUCUUGCAAACUCAUGAACCCAGCGGCCGACCAACCAUGUACAUUGCCCAUCAUUUGCAUCAUCUGGAAUACAAGACACCGCGGUCGAGUAGAUUUGUACCGACAUCGCAACAACCCUACGAGAGGGUGCCAGAACAACAGGGCACUGAGCUGAUCGAGAAACUGCUAGACCAUGCUACCCAAGACAAGUAUGUGCUCAGUGUCGAGUGGCAGAACCCAGGUGACUUGGUAGUUUGGGACAACACAGCAGUGAUGCAUAGGGCCGGUCAAGGCACGUUCCAAGAGAAGUAUGCCCGUGAUAUGAGGAGAGCAACAGUUCAUGACGGCAGUAAAGACGCAUGGGGAUUAAAUGAGAGGACGACAGUCAGGCAAGGUCUGCCAUAAAGGAGACAAGUCAUGGGAAGGUGCGAGUGUGAGGAGGGAGAUGUUGGUUGUGCCUUCCUUACGAAACCGACACCCACAUGCUCAUUUUGCUCAUUUGCUCUUUCCUCUCCUACCUUUUCAAACCUCUCCUUCGCGCUUUCCCUGCAUACUGGGGACCUACUCUGUAUCUUUCGAUAUCGACCGACAGUUCUUGUUCAUCACAUUGGAACUCCCAGUGUGUCCACCAGAUGCUUCUUUACUCAUCAAUAUAUUGUCUUGUCUUAACAUUA
Molecule: messenger RNA, 1292 nt
Organism: Exophiala mesophila
Lineage: Eukaryota; Fungi; Ascomycota; Eurotiomycetes; Chaetothyriales; Herpotrichiellaceae
Exons: 4
Coding region: 1-1023 (340 amino acids)
Molecular function (GO): oxidoreductase activity
Source: RefSeq, a predicted model, not a curated record